AUGGUUAGGGGUCCUUGCUAUAAAAACCUCAACCGCCGGGCCUGGACUGCCCAAGAAGAUUUGCUUUUGUCUGAAUAUAUCAAAGUUCAUGGAGAUUGUGGAUGGAACUCUCUCCCACAAAAAGCAGGCCUAAAACGGUGUGGGAAAAGUUGCAGAUUGCGUUGGCUGAAUUAUCUACGUCCUCAUAUUAAGCGUGGAAACAUUUCCCAGGAUGAGGAAGAGCUCAUUAUUAGACUGCAUCGACUCCUUGGAAAUAGGUGGUCACUAAUAGCUGGUCGAUUGCCUGGCCGAACAGACAAUGAAAUCAAGAAUUACUGGAAUACUCAUCUGAGUAGAAAGCUGGCAAACGCUGAAUCUAUCGCUCCCAAUCACCAAAAAAUCAAUUCUAUCAAAUCUACUUCUCAUCUAGAAAAUCUUCACAUUCCUUUGAAAACAACUGAUGUGAGAAUUGCAGGCGUUAAUGAAAGUAAAAGUACUCCUUAUCCUCUCUCAGUUAAUCAAGCCUUCAGAUUUCCUGGUGAUGCUGCAAAAAAUAUCAACACCUCCAAAUCAUGGUGUGAGUUGUUCGUGGAAGAAUUGAUGGCAGAUAGUGAUCUUGAGUUUGUUGACAGUACAACGACGAUUAAUUGUGUUGAGACUGAAUCUCCUUCCAUGCAAGUUAUUGUACAACGUCCUCCUUUUUGCAUGCCCAGUUUAAUUGGCCACCAAUUUCUUCAUUCCCAACAUUCUGCAGAGAAUAAAGUGAAUACAUCUAAGAAGACAUUGUUUUCCAACGAAAUGACUUCUCCCCAUGAAAAUCUUCUUUUACCUUCACUAGAUUUGGCAAAGAAUUUCGGAGACCAAGAUCUCGAAGGAAAGCUGACAAAUGAGUUGAACUAA
Messenger RNA from Cryptomeria japonica (Japanese cedar), 879 nucleotides. RefSeq names its product transcription factor MYB3-like. The coding region runs from base 1 to 879 and encodes 292 amino acids. Lineage: Eukaryota; Viridiplantae; Streptophyta; Pinopsida; Cupressales; Cupressaceae. The transcript is spliced from 3 exons. The record is from RefSeq and is a predicted model, not a curated record.